UAAGCCAAAGAAACGAGAUUCAAACUAGGUAAAGCCAUGUGUAAGAUAAGUUUUUUUUUGAAAUCUUUCUCAGCAUGCUGAAGCUUCCAGCUCCUAGACAGUAAUACAUGUUCCCCUUGCCAGAAUCCCAAGAGUAUGUCUCCCCUCUUGUGCAUGAGAACGUCUAGAAUUACAUGUAUGUGCCAACGAUGUGGAGGGAACCUGGCUGGCAUACUCACAAUGACCAAACUGUAUUGAUCUGACUUUAAUCCAUUACAUUGCUCCACUAUUAGCUUGAAUAAAUGAUGUAUUUGCUUUCUAGACAUUACCAACUUCUAAUCUAUAUGGAAUAAUCCACGGGUGCAUUCCUUUCAGGUAGAUAACAAUUUAUCUGGAAUAUAAUCUUUAUAUAUUUACAUAACAUCUUUAAAUAUAAUCUUACAUAUCUGGAUCCUUCAAAGUAGACCAAAGACCAAAUUGGGUCUGCAAGGCUGAAUUACAAUUGUGGGAUCAUACAAUGCUCACAACUGAUGGUCCAUGACCCCUGUCUUCUGAGAUCAGAAUCCAGUGUGGUUCCUGAUCAAUUUGAACAAAAGAAGAGUUCCCCUCAGUGAACUUGAGGGGCCCUCUGAAAAACCUGUACUGUCUGCUCAUACUUCCAUGAUGUUCAGACCCUCGAGAACUGUGAGGAUCCCUCCACCCUGGCAGAAAUUCACUGUCUUGCAUUCGCUACCUGAGCAGACAGUUGAGGCUGUGAAGCCGAAACCAUCCAGUUACCUCCCCCCUUCCUGCCCAAAGGGGUUGGGGGAGAAGGUCCAAGAAGUGCCCAGAGAAGGAAAGGAAGAUUUUGUAGAGACCAGAGGACAGGGUAAUGGGAACAGGGUCCCCCACAGUAGUGGGGAUAUAGUGUUGACAUCCAGGCCCCUGGAGACCGGUGGACUGCUCAGUUCCGAUCAAGGCAGCCCUGUACCUGGGGACCAACCUCCCAAUCCCUCAGGAGACAGCUUCGGAGGAAACACUCAGAUACCUCGGGUGAGCUCCCCCUCUGAAAGACCUGUUGUCACCUCAGAGGGCUCUGCUGGUGAUGUUCCUCUUCAGAAGCCUGAUACAGAUGCAGCAGUGCUCUCCGACCCAAGCCCAGGCUGCCCCUUGCAGCAGGGGAGAUUAACACAAGAAGUGGUGGCUGAAAAUCAUCAGCCUAGCCAGAGCACACCAGACCUCUUGAGGAAGAUCAGAGAGGUGGAUAAGCCUUCAGGCAUGCCAUCAGAGUACUCUUCCAGUAUCUGCCACCAGUAG
Molecule: messenger RNA, 1275 nt
Organism: Mustela erminea (ermine)
Lineage: Eukaryota; Metazoa; Chordata; Mammalia; Carnivora; Mustelidae
Product: putative UPF0607 protein FLJ37424
Source: RefSeq, a predicted model, not a curated record